AUGAACAAUUCCAUGCCUGAGAAUGAUAUAAUGUGUGAUGGCAAUGACUUGUUUACUAAUCUGAUUUGGAUUAAGAUCUUCAUUGCAAUUUUUCUCUUUGGUUUGGUAACAUUUGCUGCAUGUGGAAAUAUAUUGGUGAUGAUCACUUUGAUCCGAAUCAGGAAAUUUACUCGAAAAAUAAACGUGUUUUUCAUAUCCCUGGCGGUUGUUGACAUGAUUAUAGCCGUUUUUGUUAUGAUACCGUCAAUUCUUCGUCAUCUUAGCCAGGCAUGGUUCCUACAUGACCGGAUGACAACUCGGAUUAUAUUGCUUCUGGACGUAAUGUGUUCCACCUCAUCUAUACUGCAUUUUACUUGCAUGACUACUGACCGCUUCAUAGCUAUCAGCAAACCAUUAAGAUAUUUCCAAAUCAUGACGCGUAAGGUCGUUGUAUUUCUUUUACUGUUGUUGUGGACACUUCCUUUUUUAGAGGGAUACUUACUGAGUACAUUCAAUCCUCAUGUCUCUCUCUGCUUACCUGGUGCUGACUUCACUCCGGCUCUUGUUGGAUCCAUAGUUAGUUUCUACAUACCAUUAGCGUUCAAUAUAGUUAUGAACAUCAAAAUAUAUUUGAUUGUGAGAAGACGUAGAUUUCAUGUCCUAAGCGGUAAUCAAUUACAAAGUUUCGAUUACAUAAAAAUGGAGUUCCGAGUCGCACGUACAAUAAGCAUAUUGUUUGGAUGUUUUUGUGCCUCAUGGACCCCAUUUUUUGCUGCUAAUAUUUACAGUGCCAUAAGAAAAGAAAACCUGAGUCAUCUUAUUUGGUAUAUUGUCACCUGGAUAGGAUAUUUUAAUUCUACGAUGAAUCCAUUUUUAUUUUAUUUUUUACAUAAGAGGAAAAGUAUGCGAAAGAAAAAUACGAUCAUCACUCAUCACAUCUCAAAUAAAAAAGAAGAAAACGUUUUAUAUCAAUCAAAUUCAACCAUUAACACUUUCAUGUAG
Messenger RNA from Saccostrea echinata, 981 nucleotides. Its product is annotated as octopamine receptor beta-3R-like. Gene Ontology annotation, molecular function: G protein-coupled receptor activity. Gene Ontology annotation, biological process: adenylate cyclase-activating adrenergic receptor signaling pathway. The record is from RefSeq and is a predicted model, not a curated record. Gene Ontology annotation, cellular component: membrane. Bases 1 to 981 code for a protein of 326 amino acids. NCBI's taxonomy places the organism in Eukaryota, Metazoa, Mollusca, Bivalvia, Ostreida, Ostreidae. The transcript has a single exon.